CAGCGUCUCCAGUUCCCAGCUGUGUGUCUAUGAAGAGUGACAGUUCCAUGAUAGAUCGGCCAGGAUUCAGUGGAGAGAAAGUCCCUUUUAACCUAAGCGUGUCAACAUGUGACCAAUCUGACCAAAACACAAAACAGGAGCCGACAGUGAAUGAUUUCCUACUCAGAAUUAUUCAGUGUCAUAAAGCCACCCUGAAAAGCAAGAAUGAAUAUUUAAUUGAAGUCAUCACUGUUCAAGAAAACCAAACUCCACUCAACAGGAUUUACACAGAGCUCUACAUCACAGAGGGAGAGCGUGAAGGAGUCAAUGAAGAACAUGAGGUUUUACAGAUCGAACUGUCAUCCAGGACACAAAUCUCACAGGACACUCAAAUACACUGCAAUGACAUCUUCAAACCAUUGUCAAGUCAAGAAUCCAAAGAAAAACAAAUCAGAACUGUGCUCACCAAGGGCAUCGCUGGCAUUGGAAAAACAAUCUCUGUGCUGAAGUUCAUUCUGGACUGGGCAGAAGGAAACGCCAAUGAAGAUGUCAAUUUCCUGAUUGUUUUUCCGUUUCGGGCACUGAAUUUGGUUAAAGAUAAGCAGUACAGCCUUCAUGAACUCCUGCUAGAGUUUCAUCCAGAACUGAAAGAGCUGAAUCCAAUGAAAUAUGAGGAAUACAAAAUGGUGUUCAUCUUUGAUGGUUUAGAUGAGAGUCGACUUCAGCUGGAUUUCUCUAAGAGGUUGUAUGAUGUGACUACAGCAUCAUCAGUGGAUGCACUGGUAACAAAUCUGAUCAAAGGAAAUCUUCUUCCCUCUGCAAACAUCUGGAUAACCUCCAGACCAGCAGCCACCAAUUUGGUUCCCUCUCGUUUUAUCAAUCGUGUGACGGAAAUACAAGGAUUCAAUGAUUCACAGAAAGAGGAAUACUUCAGAAAAAGAGUCAGUGAUCAAGAUCAAGCCAGCAGAAUCAUCUCCCACAUCAAAGCUUCAAAGAGCCUCCACAUCAUGUGUCACAUCCCGGUUUUCUGUUGGAUUUCAGCAAUUGUGCUUCAGCAAAUCCAGGGUCAAGACAAAUGUGUCGAGAUCCCUAAAACUCUGACUGAAAUGUACAUUCACUUCUUGAUCAUUCAGACAAGGAUAAAGAACCAGAAAUAUGAGGAGGGCACUGAAAAUGACCCAAAGAGUCUCCUGGAAUCAAACAAAGAGAUUUUUCUGAAACUUGCUAAGCUGGCUUUUAAUCAGUUGCUGAGAGGCAACAUCAUGUUUUAUGAGGAGGAUCUGAGAGAAUGUGACAUUGAUGUGAGCGAUGCCACGGUUCACUCUGGGAUUUGCACUGAGAUCUUUAAGGAGGAAUCUGUUCUUCAUCAGAAAAAGGUCUACUGCUUUGUGCAUAGAAGUGUUCAAGAGUUCUUUGCUGCUCUCUAUGUGUUUUACUGCUAUUUAAGCAAGAACAUGGAGGCACUUGGGUAUUUUCUGGGGGAGAAAUACGAAACUGUGCCAGAAAUCGUCCCUUUGGAUGUUCUUCUAAAGAAAGCAGUGGACAAAGCCUUGGAGAGUAACAAUGGUUACCUAGAUCUCUUCAUCCGCUUCCUUCAUGGCAUCUCACUGGAGUCCAACCAGAAAUUUCUACGAGGCGUGCUCACACACACAGAGAGCAACCCCGAGAGCAGGAAGAAAGCAGUCAAGAAUCUCAAAGCCAUGCAGCACAAGAAUGUUCAGCCUGAGAGAUGGAUCAACAUUCUGCACUGCUUAACCGAAAUGCACGACUGCUCAGUUCAUGAAGUAAUCCAAGAGUUUCUCAAAUCAAAAAUGCACAAAACCAGGUUCACUCUGGCGCACUGCACAGCACUGGCCUAUAUGCUUCUGAUGUCAGAGGAAGUGCUGGACGAGUUUGACCUGAGGAAAUACAACACAUCCGAUGAGGGUCGUAGGAGACUGCUCCCAGCUGUGAGGUGCUGCAGAAAAGCUGUAUUUGCUGGCUGUAAACUGACUGAACAGUCCUGUGAAACUAUAGCCUCAGCUUUACGGUCAGCAGACUUACCUUUGAGAGAGCUGGACCUGAGUAUCAAUGACCUUCAGGAUUCAGGAGUGAAGCUGCUCUCAGCUGGGCUGGUGAAUGCACACUGUAAACUGGAGAUUUUGAGACUUGCUGAUUGUGAACUCACUGAAGAGUCCUGUGAAGCUGUGGCCUCAGUUCUACAGUCAGUAAACUGUCCCCUUAAAGAACUGGACCUGAGUCACAAUGACCUUCAGGAUUCAGGAGUGAAACUGCUCUGUGUGGGACUGAAGAAUCCACACUGUAAACUGGAGAUACUGAGGUUGUCCUGCUGUUUAGUGACAGAGGAAGGCUGUUCUUCUCUGGCUUCAGCGCUGUGUUCAAACCCCUCACACCUGAGAGAGCUGGAUCUGAGCUACAAUCAUCCAGGAGACUCAGGAGUGAAACUGCUCUCUGCUAAACUGGAGGAUCCACACUCUCAACUGAAACUGAAUGUAGACAAAGGAGGAGAGUUCAGGCUGAGGCCAGGACCGAGAAAAUAUGUCUGUAAACUCACCCUGGAUCCAAACACGGCAAACACGCAUCUCUCUCUGACUGAGGCAAACACAAAGGCUACAUGGAAAGCUGAGAGGCAGCCCCAUCCCUAUCAUCCAGGGAGAUUUAAGGGCUUCUGCUAUCAGGUUCUGUGUAGAGAGAGCCUGAGUGGGCGCUGUUACUGGGAGGUUGAGUGGGGUGGGAAUGGGGCAGCUAUAGGUGUGGCUUAUAAGGGAAUCAAUAGGAGGGCAUUGAGUGAUCACUACUGGACUGGGAACAACGAUAAGUCCUGGCUUGGUUACAAUGAUAAGUCCUGGAGCCUGUACUGUGCUCAUAGCACGUUCUCUGUCAGGCACAAUAAUCAGAGCGACCACAUACCUGCCCCCCCCUCAUUCUCUCGAAGGAUAGGAGUGUAUUUAGACUGGCUAGCAGGAUCCUUGUCCUUCUAUAAUGUCUCCUCUGACACAGGGAAGCUCACACACCUCUACACAUACCGUUCCACGUUCACUGAGCCCCUCUAUCCAGGGUUUUGGAUGUGGGAUUCCUCAGUGUCUCUGUGCCAGUGAGAGGGCAUUUUCCUGGUUGUGGGACAUAACAAACACAUGUACAGUAACACAUGUACAGUAACACAUGUACAGUAACACAUGUACAAAUGAACAAGCUCGGCCGUUUUUUGCUCACACACUGACACACCUGUCACUCACAUACCCAGUCACUCAAAUGUGCAUUAAUUGCUAUGGUUUUUAUAGUCAUAUGUGGGGCCUCACCACUGACUUACCUUUGACUGCACACGUUAAUGAACUAACACUAACCAAAAACAAACAAAUAUAUUGCCUGUUUUCCAUCAUAAUUGUCACCGCAAUGUUUUUUAUCAGUGUUUUCCCACUUUGCAACCAGCUGAUGGCCACACUAAGUCAGUAUUGUUCAUACAUUUAUAUGAUCAGAACACAUGUAAAUGCCUUAAUACUGCGUCAGAUAGCCACUAUUCCUAAACACAGGUCUACAGAAUUUUGUGUUUUGGAAUUUAGCUACUGUAUGCUAAAAUGACGAAUGCUAAAAUGACGAAUGAAGAAUAACUCUCUAUCCCGCACACCCACAAAACCCAUACUUAUGUUUAGUAAAACAUGGUUUUAAUUAAAACACUCCAAUUGUCAGUGUAUUUUUGUACAGUGGAAUUUUUAGAGGGGGAGGCACUUUUGAUUACAUGUACAAACUUCCCUCCACUUAUGUUUUGGUUCCGUUCCGAUGACCCUGUCUUAUGCUUUGGUUCUGUUCCGAUGACCCUGUCUUAUGCUUUGGUUCCGUUCCGAUGACCCUGUCUUAUGCUUUGGUUCUGUUCCGAUGACCCUGUCUUAUGCUUUGGUUCUGUUCCGAUGACCCUGUCUUAUGCUUUGGUUCCAUUCCGAUGACCCUGUCUUAGGUUGAUUUUGUCAUAAGUCAGAAAUCCCCUGUGUUAUGUGAAUCACAGAUAUAUAUUUAAGCAAUUAACAAGCAUAAAUGCUUCAAUGUAUAGUAGGACUUUAUUAUAUUUGUUCACUAAUUUAAAAGUUAAAAUAAUGCUGAUUUAGAGUAAUAAGAACAAUAUGAAUAACAUAUGGUAAUUAUAAAAUGAAAUACAGUGCAGAUAAGUGUGUUAAUAAACACAAAACAAAAAGUUUUGUGAUCAAAACACAUGAGGUCAACAAACUGCCGUGCAGCAGUAUGUCCAACUCAUGUUUUCAUACACUCUCCGUUAUGACCAUAUGUUACAAUAUGACAGUGUGUCUAAUGUCAGUCGUUAUGACCAUACGUCACAAUAUGACAGUGUGACUAAUGUCAGUCAUCACGACAAUACGUCACAAUAUGACAGUGUGACUACUGUCAGUCAUCAUGACCAUACGUCACAAUAUGACAAGGUCAAUGUGACUACUGUUGUUACUCACAAACACUUUUCAGUCAAGGUCAGUCUGUAAUCACUCCAAAGUUUUUUUUUGUUUUUGUU
Messenger RNA from Chanos chanos (milkfish), 4492 nucleotides. RefSeq names its product NLR family CARD domain-containing protein 3. Gene Ontology annotation, molecular function: protein binding. The record is from RefSeq and is a predicted model, not a curated record. The transcript is spliced from 7 exons. Lineage: Eukaryota; Metazoa; Chordata; Actinopteri; Gonorynchiformes; Chanidae. The coding region runs from base 30 to 3077 and encodes 1015 amino acids.